GAAAACAUUACGAAUCUUGGCUAGCUUUUAUUCGUUUAUAAUCAACUUGAUAGGAGUAAGGAAUUGCAGGAUGUAGGAAUAUCAAUGCUAGAUGGUCAAACUUCACAGAACACCAAAUCCCAAAGAUUAAAUUUGGAGACACACUCAGGCGCAUCUAUGAGGAAGAUCUUCUAGAUUUUGACAUGGAAAUGUUGAGGGAGAAGAUCUGCAUCCUCUUCGGUCUAGAUCUUGAUGCUGAUUUUACACUCACUUACAUCGAUGAGGAUGGAGAUAUAGUCACUCUUUGUGAUGACAAUGAUCUCGAUGAUCUUGCGGCUCAAUCUCUGAAUCCACUAAGGAUGACUGUAACAUUGAAUCCUAAAUCUUCUCUUACAUCAACACAAGACCAGCUUCAGAUCAAUUCCUUGAACUCUGCGGUUUCUUUGAUCUUGAAAUUUGUGCCAGAGCGACAACAUAAUGCACUUUUGAAGCUUUUGCUUGACGUUGCAUGGGAAAACAUGAUGGGUGAUCAACAGGGAUUGAAGAUUGAAGAAGCAUCUGAGACAUUAUUACCAUGUAAAGACGGAAGCCCAGACUCAAACAACGAAGCUUUGCAGGUCGAAACGGUGAAGAAAGAUGGAGUUCUUGAAAAUGUAGAUCUUAAUGUUCCUUAUUCUGAGUCUGAAACUGUUAAAGGCUCUGAUGUUGCAUCUUUACAUGAUGACAAUGCCAAACUGAGGAAAUCCAUUGAUUUUGAGACUUGUGUAGACCUUAACGAAUGUCCAUUCAUCGGGAUGCCUCUAUCUAAUGACUCAAUCGUUCAUUCAUGUCCUUGUGGGACUUGUGUCUCUCCUCUUAAGAAGGCCGAUAUCGGUAGUAAAGGCUUAGGCAGUCUAACAAUCCAUGAGGAUAUUACGUGUGUUGGGUGUCGAGUUUGUCCCAUAAUUGGACCCCGAUUCAUAUCAAAAUCGAGUAUUAUUGUUGAUCUGUGUUGCACUUGCUUCGAGAAAACGGGACAUGAUGCUGCUGAUUAUAUCAGAAUGGAUGUCUCACCCUUUUCUUUUUUCUGUGACGAACCUCCUGUUGUGUGCAAUGACAAAUUAGACCCAGAAGUCGAAGUUGUGAAUACCAAUAUGGAUCAAGACAUUAAUGAAGUUUGUGAAAAGGAACCUAUUGGAAUUGUGGAACCUGAAGAUCUGUUUUUAGAUGCAGUACAGCCACAUAAGGAUCAGGAGAUGAGCACCUGUAAUAGUCAUGUUGCGUUUCCAUCAAAACUGGAGUAGGUGGAACCAGUUGGCUCGAACCAAGCGUUUUCAUGAUCCAAGAGUACUGGUUAUUGGUAGGUUAAUUGGGAUAAUGAUUACUAAUAAAAGCUCUUCAAGACUCGAUAGUAUUUUUCAGUUUAGUAGCUUUGAACCUUUUAUGGUGUGCUUUUUUUAUGCGCCACGUUUAGUAAGUAUUAGUAAGUAGGUGUUUUUAUGUAGUUUAGUUAUGUCUUUAAUCCUAGACUUUAUUUAUUUAGUACAAUUUUUUUUUUAUUUUUAAAGGUUGAGGCACAUGUUAUCUGUUCAUCAAAAUGGCCCUUGUACUCCUAUCACAUGCAGAUGAGCGGAACCCUUUGGGGCCAGGGAGGGCCAUCGCCAUCGCCAUCGCCCCUCGCUUUUCAGCCCACUUAUAUAUAACUGUUAUAUAUUUAAGUUAUUUCUAUGUUAUUCAAAAUAAUAAGAAUAAUAAUAACGUUGUGAAGAAACUUGAAAGGAACUGGUAUGCCACAAAAAUAAAAACUAGCAGUUUUAUAAAUACCUAAAAAUCCUAAUUUGAAGGUCACCGUAGUUAAACGAAUUAAUUCUAAAAUUUUAAUCAAAUCAUUUAAUAAGGCCAAUGAAAAAAAAAACUAAAUACUCUCAAAAAUAUAACUGAAAACCUUAGUAAGGUUUCGGGGGUCUCAACUGUUUUGUAGUUGUUCUAUGACCGUGUUAAACAUGGUACCUGAUUUUGUGUUUUCUAAUUCUUUUCAUAUCAUACCAUAAUAUUUUCCUUGUAACUAUAUGUUAAAAAAAAUACAAAAAACCUACAUAAUACACCUGUUAAAAUACCUUCAGUUAGAUCAUAUCGAAAAAUAUCGUUUUAGAUUUUAUUCUUGUUUAUUUUCUAUUUUAAUCAACUCGUUCAUAUGAGCUUCUAACAUAUUGAAUAUAUAUAAAGAUCAUUCGGUUUUACAACUCUGAAUAGAACUUUUUAUACAAAAUUGACGGAUAUCUACAAACUUUACAUGGAAACCCCAAUUACAAUACAAAAAUAAAUAUCUAUAUUAACUUAUUUCACAAAUUACCCUAAAAUGAAAUAAAAACCAAUUCUUUUGGUCAGAAAGGAAAAGUAUAACUGCGAGUUUGGUGGACUUAUGGUUCACGCAACCCAAACCAUGGCGAUGGAACUCAAAAAUGUAGCACAAGCAACAGCAACAAUGCUUCUCUCUUUGAUCACGACUUUCAACAAAUGCAUUGCAACAUCUCCGGUGAUCUUCCUCCCUUCCACCGCCAGUACACGGCGGCG
Molecule: messenger RNA, 2532 nt
Organism: Lactuca sativa (garden lettuce)
Lineage: Eukaryota; Viridiplantae; Streptophyta; Magnoliopsida; Asterales; Asteraceae
Product: protein NBR1 homolog
Molecular function (GO): zinc ion binding; protein binding
Source: RefSeq, a predicted model, not a curated record